GGAACAUGGCGGCUGCCUUGGAAAAUGAAUUGGAAGUAGAUAACGAAGAUUAUUAUUCUCUGCUCAAUGUCAGAAGAGAGGCUACUCAAGAAGAGCUAAAGUCUUCGUACAGGCGUCUUUGUAUGCUUUACCACCCUGACAAGCACAGAGACCCUGAACUAAAGAGACAGGCAGAGCAACUCUUCACAUAUGUCCACCAGGCAUAUGAGGUUCUCAGUGACCCUCAAUCCCGAGCCAUAUAUGACAUAUUUGGGAAGAAAGGCCUGGAUGUGGAAGGUUGGGAGGUGGUGGAGAGAAAGCGAACCCCUGCAGAGAUCAGGGAGGAAUAUGAACGUUUGCAGAGGGAAAGAGAUGAGAGGAGACUCCAGCAGAGAACAAACCCUAAGGGGACAAUAAGCGUUGGCAUAGAUGCGACGGACCUCUUUGAUCGAUAUGAGGAGGACUUUGAGGAAGUUCCCGGAGGUGGUUUUCCACAUAUUGAGAUCAACAGGAUGCACAUUUCCCAAUCCAUUGAGGCGCCAUUAACCACUUCAGAUACUGCUGUCCUCUCUGGAUCCCUGUCUACACAUAAUGGCAAUGGUGGAGGAAAUAUAAACCUUUGUGUUCGGCGUGUGACCUCAGCAAGGGGUUGGGGAGAGAUGGAGUUCGGUGCAGGGGAUGUUAGAGGACCUUUAUUCGGGAUGAAAGUAUUCAGGAAUGUCACUGCACGCUGCUUCGUGACUGCCCAAUGGGGAUUGCAGUUCUCCUCGCGUGGCGUUCGGCCCAGUGCCAGUACAAUGAUGGCUCGUCACCUGGACCAGAACACUAUGGGCUACCUGCAGUGGCGCUGGGGAAGCCAGUCUGCCAUGACCACCAGCAUCGUCAGAGACACCAAAACAAGCCACUUCACAUUGGCCCUACAGCUGGGCGUUCCUCACUCCUAUCUAAUGAUGAGCUACCAGUACAAGUUCCAGGAUGAAGACCAGACCAAGGUCAAAGGUUCCAUCAAGACGGGCUUCUUUGGCACCGUGGUUGAAUAUGGUGCAGAGCGUAAGAUCAGUCGCCACAGUGUUCUUGCUGCAACCGUCAGCAUCGGUGUUCCCCAAGGAGUUUCCCUCAAAAUCAGGUUAAACAGAGCCAGUCAAACCUACCUCUUCCCUAUUCACCUGACCGACCAGAUUUUACCCAGCGCUGUGUUUUAUGCCACUGUGGGCCCACUGGCCAUCUACUUAGCUGUCCAGAAGCUUAUUAUUAUGCCUUAUGUACGAGCCCAGAAGGAACAGGAGUUGGAGAAACAGAAGGAAGAUUCUGCUUCAGAAAUUGCUCGCAGGAAGCAAGAGGCUGAAGCUGCUGUUUUGCUGAUGCAAGAGUCGGUGAAGAGAAUCAUUGAUGCCGAGGAAUCUAAAAUGGGUCUCCUCAUUCUAAAUGCGUGGUAUGGUAAAUUUGUGUCAGACAAUAGUCAGAAACGUGAAAGAGCGAAGGUCAUUGAUGUGACGGUCCCGCUUCAGUGUUUAGUGAAAGACUCUAAACUCAUGCUUACCGAGGCUUCAAAGGCUGGCUUGCCGGGGUUUUAUGACCCUUGUGUUGGAGAGGAAAAAAGUCUAAAGCUGCUGUACCAGUUCAGAGGUGCCAUGCACCAAGUAUUGUCUGGAGACACAGAUCCUCUUAGGAUACCUAAACAAUCUCAUCGAAUUGAUUCAGAAACAUAAGGAUCUUCCACACAUUGGAAGAAGGCACAGAUGAACUCAAUGGACAUCAAAGGAACAUAAAGGGACAGUCAGGCAUCAUGUGAUCAGAAGGGCUGCUCCUCUUCAUUUCCUGUAGUAUCACCUUUGUGUUGUCUGUUUAUGUCAAAUCCCUUUACAUACAUCGUUAACUGGUCAAACAGGUCUUAAUGUCUCCUUAAAGCCCUGCUCACACUGUGCGAUUUCAGACACGAUUUGGUCAUCUGGGACAAAUUUGGGAAAAUCCUAAAGAAUAACUGUAAUCCUAGGCUAAAAUCUGGGGUCUUUGAUUGUUGGUUUGACAUGUUCACCAAAAGCCACAUUAAGGUAGUUGCGAUCAAAUUUCACCUCCGAUAAAGCUCUGGCUGAUUCGGAAAAUGUCCUGCAAGUGUGACUUUAUCUACAACAAGCGUCAAAUCAUCAACUAAAAUAAAUGCAAUAUCUGAUCAUGUAACUGGCAUGACAACUUCAA
This is a messenger RNA of Danio aesculapii, 2175 nucleotides long. It is a transcript of the gene dnajc11b, whose product is annotated as dnaJ homolog subfamily C member 11. Gene Ontology annotation, biological process: cristae formation. The coding region runs from base 6 to 1688 and encodes 560 amino acids. NCBI's taxonomy places the organism in Eukaryota, Metazoa, Chordata, Actinopteri, Cypriniformes, Danionidae. The record is from RefSeq and is a predicted model, not a curated record. The transcript has 16 exons.